This is a messenger RNA of Peronospora farinosa, 579 nucleotides long. The record is from the annotation of a GenBank genome assembly. Lineage: Eukaryota; Oomycota; Peronosporomycetes; Peronosporales; Peronosporaceae.
AUGAUGACCAAGAUGAUGACCAAGAUGAUGACCAAGAUGAUGACCAAGAUGAUGAACAAGAUGAUGACCAAGACGAUGACCAAGAUGAUGAACAAGAUGAUGACCAAGACGAUGACCAAGAUGAUUGCGCAAAACGAGAAUCCCGUCGCUUUCAAUGUGGGACGGAACAAUGAAGAUGAGUACGUCACGUACACGAUCGUGACGUGUGAAGAAAUCGCGACCGCACCAGCUGACUUCGCCAAGCUGAAAAUUAAACGAUUUCGCGGAGGAUCCGCGAAGGACUGGCUCCAAUGGAGCAUGAAGUUCAAGAGCCUCGCGAAAAGAAAAGGCUGGGGUGCUGACCAACUCACCGUUCAACUGCUCACGCUGAUCGACGGAGAUCUAUCGCGCGAGGUCGAGCGCAUCGCCAGCGAAUCUUCCGAGAAAGGACAUACGUUUGAAGACUUCUACCGUGGGGUCGGCUUACUCCUGGUUCCUGCGGACUACAGUGAAGACCUAGAUGAGGAGCUAUGGACCCUGACCAAGCGCCGAGACGAAACAGUUCAACGCUGCUCGGCACGUCUGCGAGAGCUUGCUUAA